Betta splendens (Siamese fighting fish) is the source of this 2554-nucleotide messenger RNA. RefSeq names its product lecithin retinol acyltransferase family protein. Lineage: Eukaryota; Metazoa; Chordata; Actinopteri; Anabantiformes; Osphronemidae. Gene Ontology annotation, biological process: retinol metabolic process. Bases 206 to 847 code for a protein of 213 amino acids. The record is from RefSeq and is a predicted model, not a curated record. Gene Ontology annotation, molecular function: phosphatidylcholine-retinol O-acyltransferase activity. The transcript has 2 exons.
UAGGCAACUUGACCCAAAUACCUGGAACAAAGCCUGAGAUUCAAGUCCAGCCUCUCACAGUGAUUAGGGAAAGCUCCCUUAUUCCAGUUAAAUCACACUCUAUAGGUUGACCAAUGGCUAAUCCUCCGUAGCUAACCGCCGUAGCUCCUCCCGCUCCCUCAGGAAUAAAACGCUCAGGUGCCAGGCUCCGCUGCAGUUCGCCACCAUGUUCCUCUGGCAGCUUCUCAGCGUUCUCUUCGUAGGUUCCAAAAAGCAGCAGAAGCCUAAAUAUGAGCUUUCCCGGUACAAGCGAGGCGACCUGCUGGAAGUUCCCCGGACGUUAUUCACCCACUUCGGCAUUUAUUUGGGCGACGACCGCGUGGCUCACCUCAUCCCAGACAUCCUGCCCGCCGUCUCCAGGAACAAAGGCGCCAUAGCCAAGAUGGUGACGAACCAGCGCCUGCUGCUGGGGGUCAUCUCCAAGGUCGCCAGCGUCAGAGUGGACUCCGUGGCAGACUUCGCCUACGGCUCCGACGUCCUGGUCAACCACACGGACAAAGUGAUCAAGCGGCCCCCGCUGGACGGGGACGAGGUGGCGCGAAGGGCCGAGAAGCUCCUGGGGUCGGUGACCUACAGUCUGCUGUGGUACAACUGCGAGCACUACGUGAUGUACUGCAGAUACGGCGUGGCCAUCAGCUACCAGACCUACCAGUUCUGCACCGCGGUCCGGAGGGUCGUCUUCAGCAGGACGAGCGCCUUCCUGACGGCGCUGGGCGGCGUGGGAGCGCUGCUGUGCGCGGGCUGUGCCACGCCGCUGGCGCUCGCGUGCACGCUGCUCGUCUCCUUCACCGUCUGGAUGGCGGCCUGACGGCCUUCGACGCGCCGUUCAGCUCCGAGACUAAAUGCACCAGGAUCUUCUCUCUCUGUCUAAAUCAGUCUGUUAUUCAUCAUUAAUCUCUUUUAAGAACAGCAGCUUAUAAAUUAUGAAUGGACUUAAAGUGCAGCACAGUGGCCGAACAAGAACCGGGACAACAAUGUGACGAUAAAGGAGAAACAACACACGUACUGCGCAGAAGCUUCACUGUUUUUAUCUUUGUAGUCUUCAUCAUCUUCAAUCUCAAGACAACAUUCAUCAUAUGUGAAUUAUGGGACCAUAGUAAACUCCAGGGUUCGAAUGUGCCACAGGCCACAAACAGUCCAGGUUAACGUUAGUGACUCGUUAGUGCAGACAGUGUUGCAGCCUCAUGUCAUAGCACAGUGAUAGUAGUUAUAGCCACAGCAUGGUUCCUAAAUCUUUGUACAGAGCCCCCGAAAGGACAUGGAGGAAAAGAAAUUUGCUGAACUAGGAAUGAUAUUAUUAUUGCGAGAUCUUGCAACAGUUCAUAAAAAGUCACACAAUAGUGAAGUAGUGAAGAACGGAAAUUAAAUGAAUUAAAGUGUAAGAAUCUAAGUUUGAUUUCUAAAUAAUUUACACCAUUGAAACAGAUAAUGGUUAUAUGAAGCUCACUGUAUGUACGUCUUGAUAAUCAUACUGCCUUGACUGUGUGUUGAUGCUGUUUGAUGACCUGUCCAGGGAUGAUGACAUCAUCAUCAUCAUGACGUUGUGUGGAUUUAUGAGACAAACCCCUGUAAAAAGCUGGAACUACUGUAUGUUGCUUUUUGUGCACGGUGUAACACACAAUCACAGACCAAGUGUAGAGAACAUGGCUCCACGUGAUGUUCGACAUUAUUUAAGAAGAACGUACACAACACGAUGAACCGGCAGCGUCUCACUCCCCCCUUCAUUCAGCUCGCUGGGAUUAAUGUAACAUGAUUCAUAUGCAGGAAGGCCACUGCUCAGCACAAGCACUAAUCAGGAGGAGAUCUGAGGUCUGACACGUCUCCAGGAUAAAUGUGACCGACUGGUUACCAGCGUGAGCAGGGUGGGUUUCAACUCCCAAUAACACGUGUACUCGGGCUAAAUUAAAAGUACUUUGAUUAAUCGCUCGAUUAAGCGACAAUAAACCACUGGGGCCACAUUAGUUUGGCGAAAUAAUCAAUAAACCUUUAAAUUUACCUUGAUUAAAAUCGAAUGUUGAUGCUUCAUGUAGAUGUGGAUUCCGUCCGCGGUGCCUUUAGUACAGGAGGUCAAACGGCGUUUUUUACGUGACUGUAAUGAAAAGUUUGCUUGUUUGACCGCUUGAUCGUGGCCUCGUGCACGAGAGCGCGCGACGCUCGCUCGAUAGUUUUAUUGAAUCGGCCGUGAUGAAACGCCGCCGCCGUUCAGACUCCGUGCAGCUCGGAAUGUUAAUGUCCGUGCGGCUCACGGUGAUGGAUGUCCCCGCUGCGCGCACACACGCAGCCGUGGAAGCUGCUGCGGGUUUCCACGCACACGCCGGUCACGUGGCUUUCGUCUGGAGCGGGUCCUGUUUGGACAAAGGGGCUCAUAAGUCAUUCAGUCGACGCUGUCGCGUUCACUUAGUGCCGCGGUUCACUUCUAAUUUACAGACGACCGUCAUUAGGAUGAAAUAGGAUCAAUAAAGCUUUGAGCUAAAAGCAAAGGGAUGAAGUCACUGGGAAACUAUCUAUACGUUGA